AUGAUUAACAACGAAAAUACAGCAAAACAAACGGCGGUGCGACGCGAGAGGGGAGCAAGGCGCGGCAGUCUGAGCAACGCCGCUGCUCGCGUCCGUCGCGUAUCAGUCGCCGCAGCGACAUUUGAAAAUCGAUGCUCGAUCCGCAACCAGCGUCGGACAGCACUCUGUAAAACCCGACACCUAAUGACCUACCCCAUACGCUUUUCGGCUGUAACCCAACUUUCACUGCAAAUGCGUCGUUCGCCCGCGUUCAUCAACAAUUGA
Messenger RNA from Leptosia nina, 264 nucleotides. NCBI's taxonomy places the organism in Eukaryota, Metazoa, Arthropoda, Insecta, Lepidoptera, Pieridae. The record is from the annotation of a GenBank genome assembly.